CUCUGGGAGAAACCCGACCAGGCAAGCAGCCCUGCCUCUGACACUGGUGAAAGGGACCAGGCACCACUGCCAGCAUGUCAAGCUCCUUGAGGGUGAGCCCUUCCGUCCAUGGCUAUCGCUUCGAUACAGCCCUGCGCAAGAAGGCCGUCGCCAACAUCUUUGAAAGCCUGGACCAGGAAUCUCUCCAGAAGCUCUUCAAAAACUCCGGCGACAAGAAAGCCGAGGAAAGGGCCAAGAUCAUCCUUGGCACUGACCAGGAUCUGGAGGAGAAAGCCAGGUCGCUCAUGGCUCUGAAGCAGAGGACCAGAGACAAACUCUUCCAGUUCCUGAAGUUCGGCAAGCACUCCAUCAAAGUCCCCUGAAGGGCUGUCCACAGGAGGAUGGGAUGAAAAAGAUACCGAAAUUCGGCCAGAUGCCUCGUCUUCGCAUCAGGGUUUCCCCAAGCACUUUGAAACUGGCUGGAUGAGGAAAGCUGGAAAUGUGCAAUGCUCUUUUGCAAUGCCCAUGCUGAACAGUCGGACGCUUCCCCUGGUGACUCAAACAUGGAACCGGCAAUGAGCCACUGAGCCAAGGAAGCUCGCCCACGAGCUGCUGAGACAGCAGGUCCCUGUCCCCACAUCACAAGGAUGCAGCAGGGGAGGAGAGACAUUCAUACGAAUGACUUUUCCCAGACAGACUGGGCUAGCAGGAGAUCUUUUCCCAUCUGAACUUAACUGGCACUUGUUUAUUGAGUGCGUAAAGCCUUUCAUAAGCCUCUCUGUUGUCUGCUGGGAUGAAAGGGAUUAAGAGGUGAUCAGUGACUGUCUAUUUGCAUUGGUUAAAAAUGCAGGAAAAGGCACAUGCUCGCUGGUGUUUAACACACAGAUGCGUCAAGGAGCAGACUUUAUUUUAGAACAUUGUGAAUCAAUGCGGUGUCCUUUUUUGAUUUUUGCACAGCAGACGUGGAUUGCUGAACGAGCGCACAACUUUUUUAAAAAUAAUAAGUUCCUUCCUGAACUGAAUAAACAGUGAAAGUUUCCUUGAGAUCAUUAGCUCUCUUUGUAUCAAUACUAUAUGUAUAUAUAUAUUGCCAUUGUUAGAAUUCCUGUAGUGAAUUUAACUGGCAACUAACUGUGUUGAUGAUGUUUCACAAAGAUGUAAAGCUGGCAUUAAUUUAUUGUAUAUGCUAACAGAGAGAGCAAAUAAAUUAUUCAAUUGA
Messenger RNA from Hemicordylus capensis (graceful crag lizard), 1198 nucleotides. RefSeq names its product transcriptional and immune response regulator (gene TCIM). The transcript has a single exon. The record is from RefSeq and is a predicted model, not a curated record. Bases 75 to 362 code for a protein of 95 amino acids. Gene Ontology annotation, biological process: negative regulation of Notch signaling pathway; endothelial cell activation involved in immune response. Gene Ontology annotation, cellular component: nucleus; cytosol. NCBI's taxonomy places the organism in Eukaryota, Metazoa, Chordata, Lepidosauria, Squamata, Cordylidae. Gene Ontology annotation, molecular function: Notch binding.